AUGUUUGCAUCCGCCCUGCCUCCUGCUGUACAUUUCGGUUCAAACCGUCAUACCGCUACUCCCGAUGUUGUGGACCAACCACCCAUGGCUGAUCAGCUCAAUAAUAAACGAAUUACAAGUCGAACGAAGGCACAGAGGUCCAGGAAAGAAGUGAGCCCAGCUUGGGGGAAAUCUGGAGAACAUCGUCAGAAGCAAGCGACGAGGCUAGAGUCUACUUUGCGAGUGCAUGGCCCUGCUCUAGUUCCCGUCUCGAGGGACGAGGCAAUGGAAUGCGACGAGCUUGUUCGCACCUCUCUCCCCGAAGGUGAGGAAAAUGACAAUUUGCCGACCUCUGCCAACCCUAUCUCGACGAACACUUCUCAAAAUCCUAAAGUGCGGAGCGGUGACGAUCAGCCCAACUUGGAGAUAGAAAAUCCGGCGGGAUCGGACCUUGGCCUUCGACCUACGGCUAGUGCACAGGGAAAGAGCUCGAUUCCCGCCUGGGUAAAUUUAAAUCUCGCCGGGUUUGCACACGACACGAGAGCGGAAUAUGAAUGGAUGCGGGCCCACGAGGACCGAAGCUCUUACCACAGCCAAAUCUUUGCCAGACUUCCCAAACAACAGCAGCAUAUAUUGAGCCUCACACAACCCAUUUUGGAGGAGCUCCAACCUUACGGCAUCAUGAUCACCACCGAGUCCUGGCUACACCUGGUGGAUCAGCAAUGUCUAGCGGACAUCGAUCGCUAUGUCGAUAGCCCCUCUCGAUGGGCCGUCGUGAACUCACUCUACGCCAGUGCCAUGUUACACAGAGCCACCAGCGAUUUUCUGGCAGUGAUAUUGCCGACUGCGUGGAGCUACUUCAAAAAUGCGUUUUCAAAGUUCCCGGAACUUGUUACUCAGGGUAAAGACGUCUCAGCAUGUGAAGCACUGCUGGCGAUGGUUAUGUUCGUGCAAUGCACCGCCGACGUCCAAUUGACCUCGCAAAUUACGGCUGCAGUCACCCGUCUUGUGCAGAAUCUAGGUCUGCAUCGGAGAAAGUUCUACAUUUCGCUCGAUCCCACUGCUGCUGAGAGGCAUCUUCGGGCUUUCUGGCUUGCUUAUAUACUUGACGUUGACGCGAUGGAAAAGUACGAUUUUCGCCCUAGCCUUGGGGAUGAGGAGCUAUCUGUGAACUUGAAUUGUAGCUCCUCGCCGGGGUUCCACACUCAAAACGGCUCGCUUGGUGUCCUCCGAUGCAGAGCAGAACUAGCCGUCGUCCAGAGAAGAGCGCACGAGCGGCUACAUCCUGAUAAAAUCGUCCAUAUGAACCGCGACGAGCUCCUGGUAAACGCUCAAUCGAUGAGCAGACAGUUACAAGCGUGGAAGAGUUGUCUGUCAGAAGAGACAUGGAAAGACGGUCCAGAGUCUGAUCAUUUGUCCCUCGCCCUUUUGCACUACGCUUUUUACAACACUGUGAGCAGAGUCCACAUGGCCGUUGUCGGUCUCAGGGCUACUGAGCACUCCAGACCGGAUCUGACUUUGGCUCGGGGAGAAAGUCAUCCAGAGCCUAGUAUACAAGAUGCCUGGGCUACUUGCGCGGUCUCAGCCCGGAACACGAUCAAGGUUAUGGGCAUCUUGGCGCCACAGCCGUUUUUCCAUUUGUGGGGGACUUUGUGCUACCCUUUUUCAGCGGUGCUUAUGCUGUUGUCGGCGAUACUCGAGGAUCCUGGUGCGGCAACGGCGCAGGACGAUGCUAGCAGAAUAGGAGAAUUUGUCACGUUUCUGAAGGGGCUCGCCGGUGAUGCAUGUGACGUGAAAAAGAUGUUGGAGGCAUGUAUCAGGCUCCAUGACGUUGCGUCUUGUGCCAUCGAUAGCUUCCAGGCUGGAGAAAAUUCACAUGACCCUGGAGCGGCAGUUGUCCCAAUCAUCACGGUGGCGCAACUGGAGUCUAUCCGAGCGAAACUCUUCUGUGUGAAAGACUGGCUGCAACUCGCACAGGGGUUUUUGAGCAAUCUCCCGAUGCUUCGGGCUGAAGCAGACGAAGUGCUUUCCGACAUUCUUGGAAACGACACAUCGCAAGGGGAAUACGGUUUGUUUGUCCCUGAGCUGUUCAAAUCACACAAUCAUAACUUCUCUUUUGGAACUUGA
Diaporthe amygdali is the source of this 2106-nucleotide messenger RNA. RefSeq lists its product as uncharacterized. Gene Ontology annotation, biological process: DNA-templated transcription. Gene Ontology annotation, molecular function: zinc ion binding; DNA binding. NCBI's taxonomy places the organism in Eukaryota, Fungi, Ascomycota, Sordariomycetes, Diaporthales, Diaporthaceae. The transcript is spliced from 5 exons. The record is from RefSeq and is a predicted model, not a curated record. Bases 1 to 2106 code for a protein of 701 amino acids.